Astyanax mexicanus (Mexican tetra) is the source of this 3186-nucleotide messenger RNA. Its product is annotated as 5-hydroxytryptamine receptor 1B. The transcript has a single exon. Bases 523 to 1686 code for a protein of 387 amino acids. Gene Ontology annotation, molecular function: G protein-coupled serotonin receptor activity. Gene Ontology annotation, biological process: regulation of behavior; vasoconstriction; adenylate cyclase-activating adrenergic receptor signaling pathway. NCBI's taxonomy places the organism in Eukaryota, Metazoa, Chordata, Actinopteri, Characiformes, Acestrorhamphidae. Gene Ontology annotation, cellular component: plasma membrane. The record is from RefSeq and is a predicted model, not a curated record.
GCAUAAAGCCCAGCGCGAGGCUCCAGCAGCGUCAUAUGAAGUUGAGAAGUAGGUUGAGGAGCAGCGGGAGCGGCACGGAGGGCGCGCAGCCUCCUCUCACCGCACUGAUGGGAUUAAAAACGGACGGAGAGAUGGAGAGAGAGAUCGAGGCUUUCCUGGGCGGCUGUUUUCUCCGGGGUGCCCCGGCGGCUCUUUUACGCGCGGCUGAACGGUAAAGAGGGGCGGGCGACCAUGGGAUACAAGCGUGCUCCGGUUCGCGUCUCGGCUCCGCGUGCGCCCGCUGUGGAGUACUCCUGACCACACGCGGAAGGACGCCGAGGAGACGCGCGCGGACACUUUCCGCCUUCUAUCCACUUUUCCGCUGAUGCUCGUGCGCUUCGCCGAGAGCGCGGGACUCGUUCCGCGCCCCGCGAGGGCGAGAUGACACGCAAGAGGCGCCGCGCGCAGAGCGAGCACUGCUUCUAGAACAGGAGAAAGAAAGAAAGAAUAAAGAAAGGGAAGAAAAAACAGCUCUUUCUCGCUAUGGAGCUGAAAGCGACCGCGGUGGUGUACGGAGAGCCCCUCAACAUCACAUCCAACCACACCGUCUCCAACCAAACGCGCGCGCACGGCGACGCGAGCGGAGGGGCUGCUCCCGCGCUCGUGCAGGCGACCGUGGCCACGCUGCUCUCCCUGCUCACGUGCGCCACGGCGCUCUCCAACGCCUUCGUGGUGGCGACCAUCGCGCGCUCGCGCAAGCUACACACGCCGGCUAACGUGCUGAUAGGCUCACUGGCCUUCACCGACCUGCUGGUGUCCGUGCUGGUCAUGCCGGUGAGCAUCGUGUACACCGUACGGCGCGUGUGGACGCUCGGUCGCGUGAUCUGCGACCUGUGGCUCUCGUCGGAUGUCACGUGCUGCACGGCGUCCAUCCUGCACCUGUGCGUAAUCGCGCUGGACCGUUACUGGGCCAUCACGGACGCAGUGGGCUACUCCAAGCGCCGUACCACCCAGCGUGCCGCCGCCAUGAUCGCCGCCGCCUGGGUCAUCGCCGUGUCCAUCUCGCUGCCGCCCUUCUUCUGGCAGCAGGUGCGCACCGAAGAUGAGAUGACCAGCUGCACCGUCAACACGGAUCAUGUCUUCUACACCAUCUACUCCACAUUUGGCGCCUUCUACAUCCCCACGCUGCUGCUCAUCGCGCUCUACGGGCGCAUCUACGCCGAGGCCCGCAAGCGCAUCCUCAAACAGUCGCCCAAGCGAGUGGGCAAGCGGCUCACUUCGGCGCGCCUCAUCAGUGACUCGCCAGGGUCAGUGGCAUCCACCACCUCACUUAACUACGGCACGCAUGAGACGUCCACGUCCGAUGCCACCGUGGCCGCCUCCGCCGUGGCCAACCACCAGGUGAAAGUGACCGUGUCCGACGCCCUGCUGGAGAAAAAGAGGAUCUCUGCAGCCCGCGAGAGGAAGGCCACUAAGACUCUGGGUGUGAUCCUGGGCGCCUAUAUCAUGUGCUGGCUGCCCUUCUUCAUCUACACACUGCUGGUGCCCAUCUGCACCACCUGUACCUUCUACCCGGAGCUGUUUGAUGUCUUCACCUGGCUGGGCUACCUGAACUCGCUCAUCAACCCUAUCAUCUACACCAUGUCCAAUGAAGACUUCAAGCAGGCCUUCCACAAGCUCAUCCGCUUUAACUGCUUCCGGUCUUGAGGUAUCCAGCCAAGAACAGAUGGAUAAGAUGGAUAAGAUGCCAGAAGGUCAGUGGCAAAAUAUGGAUAAAAAUGCCUGUAAGGAGGCUCAGGUUAGUCUGAAAGCUUCCUAUUUUUUGGAGAAAAGAAAAGUGAACAGAAGUGAGUUUAAGCUUCUGGUCAUGUCAAAGCAAUGUCCAUUUAGAGUGGAAGUUAUUAAUGGAGUUGACCUACACAAGAUUCUGGCCAGGUGGAACCAUUUUGAGAGGAGGAAUGGCCAGAUUUUGUACAAGAAUAGAUCUUGUUGGAGACUACAGUAGAUAUAGGAGCCCCAUCACGAACUUGAGCGACAUCCAUGUGCCAGGGUGUGGAAUACUAAUCAACAAAACUUAAAGAGGUGUAUGAGCUUGACCUAUAUGUCCAGAUGUAUCAUCUGUCCAGUUGUUACCAUUUUUGGAUGAGGAAUGGUCAGAAGUGGAAAAACUGACAUUGGAGACAGUGCUGACCAUGGGGACCCAUUAGAAACCUAAGCAACAUCCACCUGUUGUGGUACUCAAUCUAACUCGAUAAGAUUAGGCGGUCUGAUAUGUCCCAGCAUGUAUGGACUGGGCUGAGUCUGAUUAAGAGCACAAAGGCCCAACAAUAAGGGCCUAUAAAGUCUAUCAAAGAGGCUUCAGAGGAUGCCUGAUGUUCAUUUUGUCUGCUCAUAUCCAAGAACCCAGGUGGGAUUUCCCCAUUGAAAGAAACCUGAAAUCGCCUUCAGUUGUAAUGUGCAGAUGAAUGGUGGGCAAAUCUGGGUGGUGAGGCAUUCUACCAGUUCAUUCUAAUGAUUGUAAUGAAAAAAAGCCAGUAAGGCCUGCGGUAUCUGUGUGUGUGUGUGUGUGUGUGUAUGUGAGGUUGUGUGUGUAUAUGUGAGGGUGUGUGUGUGUGAGGGUGUGCGCGAGAAAGUGAGAGACUGCUGUGUGUGUGUGUGUGUGUGUGUGUGUGUGUGCAUACAUCGUGUGAAGAUUUUCUUACACAUCACAGUGUACGUAAUUUUUUGAAUGUCUGUUCAUAUGGAUUUAAUGUCUGUUUUAAUUUAUACUUUUUUUUUUUUUCUUUUCUUUUUUUCAAGCUUGUGAGUCGCUUUUCUUAACACAUCUUGUCUAAAACACCACCAGGCCUGGCGGUGUUGUCAUUCUAACAGCUGAUGGGUCAGACGGGCCAAAAACACAAGUGACAAGUGUGCAAAUGAACUGCGGUCACUUGCAAUGUAGAGCACAAUUUGACUUGUCUGAUAAAAAUCAGAUCAAGCUGAUUAACAAUGCAACACACUUCCGGCACAGUAAGGCCUCAGCACGGCCUGUACUGGAAAGAGGUCAUUUCAUGAGAGCUACUGCUGUACUAUAAGCUUCUGUGCAUUUAAGCAAUGUCCUGUAACUACCUUGGCAAUGUGGGCUAAAUUCCAAUCUAAUGGAAAUCUAAAGAGCUGCUGCUAUUACAAAAACAUGAAAAAAGAAUAAGAAUAAAAAAUGUCACCGAC